Varanus komodoensis (Komodo dragon) is the source of this 3970-nucleotide messenger RNA. RefSeq names its product divergent protein kinase domain 2A (gene DIPK2A). Gene Ontology annotation, cellular component: COPI vesicle coat. The transcript is spliced from 3 exons. Lineage: Eukaryota; Metazoa; Chordata; Lepidosauria; Squamata; Varanidae. Gene Ontology annotation, biological process: regulation of phosphatidylinositol 3-kinase/protein kinase B signal transduction; cardiac muscle cell proliferation. The record is from RefSeq and is a predicted model, not a curated record. The coding region runs from base 177 to 1466 and encodes 429 amino acids.
CCCUCAGUAACUUGGCUGCCUUUUAUCCGGCGAGCCUCGCGGCGGAGAGUUUAUUGGUGCUGGAGCUGCAGCGCGCGGAGAGUGGAACGUGAGCACGAAGCGAGCGGCCGCGAGGGGGGUCCCCCGCCGGCUGGUCCGGCCGGCCGGCUGGCCAGUGGGUCGGUCGGUGACGGACGAUGCUCCGGCUGGUGUCGCUGAAGUUCGGGCGGCUCUACCGCUACGUGAAGCUGGCGGUGCUGGGCAUCCUGGCGGCGGCGCUGGCCCUCAACUCGCCCUCGCUGCUGGCCUCGCUGCAGCGCAACGAGCUGGCCGAGCGGCGCUUCUUGCAGCUGAACAAGUGCCCGGCCUGCUGGGGUACCAGCUGGUGCCGCAAGUUCCUCAACGGGCAGCUGCGCCUGGAGAGCUGGGGCCGCCUCCGCCUCCUCGAUUUCCUUAACGUCAAGAACGUCUACUUCGCGCGCUACGGGGAGCCCCGCGAGGGCAGCCGCCGCGUCGUGCUCAAGCGCCUCGGCUCCGCGCGGGAGCUCGCCGACAUCGACGCCAAGAUCUGCCGGCGCGCCACCGGCAGGGGACGCUGCGACCUGCUCCAGGCCCUGCACGCCACCGAGUUCGCCAGCAUCAACGGCGACGUCCGGCUUCUCACUCCCGACGUCGUGGAGGGCUGGUCGGACCUGGUGCACUGCCCGUCGCAGCGCCUUCUCGACCGCCUCGUCCGUCGCUACGCCGAGACCAAGGACUCGGGCAGCUUUCUGCUCCGCAACCUCAAGGACUCGGAGCGCAUGCAACUCCUCAUCACGCUCGCCUUCAAUCCGGAGCCCCUCGUGCUUCAGAGUUUUCCCUCCGAUGAGGGAUGGCCAUUUGCAAAGUAUUUGGGAGCAUGUGGAAGAAUGGUAGCUGUAAACUAUGUGGGAGAAGAACUGUGGAGUUACUUCAGUGCCCCAUGGGAAAAAAGAGUGGAUCUGGCAUGGCAGUUAAUGGAAAUAGCAGAGCAGCUGACAAACAAUGACUUUGAAUUUGCACUCUACCUCCUUGAUGUAAGCUUUGACAACUUUGCAGUAGGUCCUAGAGAUGGGAAGGUCAUCAUUGUCGAUGCUGAAAAUGUUUUGGUGGCAGAUAAAAGAUUAAUCAAACAAAAUAAACCUGAAAACUGGGAUGUAUGGUAUGAAAGCAAGUUUGAUGACUGUGAUAAGGAAGCUUGUCUCUCUUUUUCAAAGGAAAUUUUGUGUACUCGUGUCACUGUGGACCACAACUACUAUGCUGUUUGCCAGAACCUUUUAUCAAGACAUGCCACCUGGCGUGGCACUUCUGGAGGACUUCUUCAUGAUCCUCCAGCUGAAAUUGCCAAAGAUGGUCGACUUGAGGCCUUGCUGGAUGAGUGUGCCAAUCCAAAGAAACGAUAUGGUAGAUUCCAAGCUGCAAAAGAAUUACGUGAAUACCUUGGACGACUAAGUAACAAUGUGAGGUAGUUCAUAGUUGCUGGAUGAUCAGAAACUGUAUAAUGCUGGGAGAAAGGCACAUGGACACCUGAGUUCUGAACAUCAAAUGAGAAUAACCAGAAGAAGAAAAUAACUUCUAUAAACUUUUGUGGUACAUGGAGAAUGCCCUGUAUAAACAGAAAGGUUACAUAUCCCACUAUAAGUUAAGCUAUUUUUGACUCAAAUAAGAAGACUGAUAACUUAGUUGACUCACAUAUGUCAAUAGGAUUUCACAUAAACCUGCGUUAGUACCACGAUUUUGUGAGACUGAUGCCCUUACUUGGAAAGUCAAGUUGUAUUGGCCUGUUUUAAAGGCUUUUAUUUCCAAUGUCAUUGUCUUUCCCCUACCCCAUUCAUACUACUUACUAAAGUGGCAUUUACAUACAUGCUGAUAAGCCCUAGGUGUCCCUCAUUGUACCUGAAACUAGUAGGUUUUCAUUUAAUGCUGUGCGCCAUUUGAGUAUAGGUUUCCUAUGCUUACUCUAAUGUUGAGUUCUUUCCAUGAUUUCUUACUGUUUAUAUGCCUUAUUAAGAAUAUGCUUAUAAAAGCAUUCUUAAAUAUUGUGUGAACAUAACCUAGUUACAAUUGAAUUCUUUGUAAUUCUACUGCAGGUAAUGCUUCACAAACUGGUUAAUUAUAAAAUUCCACCUUUAUUCCAGUAUGUAAAAUAUAUAUUCAGCAGGGAAUCACUGUAUAGGAAUCUAAUUUUUAACAAAGAUAAGGGAUUGGAUCCAGACUUAGUCAUGCUUGGAGCAGAUAGACUGAAAACAAUUGGACUUUAAGAUGAUAAUAAUAAAUAUAGCCCCAUUGAUUUUAAUGGGUGCACUUUAAGCAUGACUUGAUGGAACCUAAACUUAGUUUGUAGAGAAACAGUACAGCUAGUUAAAAUACAGGCAAAACAACAUUUAGCUAGUAUAGUAAACCAUAAGCCAAAGAAAAUGGUUGUGUAUCGGUUCCUAGUCACUUAAAAUUAUGUACUGUAGUGGCGCUAACAUAUUGACUCAAACUUCAGCGAGUUGAUAGUUAUUCUUGGGAGAAACUUCACUACUAGUUAAAAGCCUAGGAAGCUCCACGUGCAAAUGAGAAAAUGCCUAGCAGGCUAGCAUUUAUUCCCCAUUAUUCAAAGUUCUGCUGAAUUUGCAAUGUAACAAUGUUUACGGAACUUUCAAGCAUGGGGUUGACUAUUUAAUAGUACUCUUCGUGUUUACUGUAGAGGCCUUGCAUUGCAUUAAGUCUUUCAGUUGUAAUUCAAACAAUCUUCUAAUGUUUUAUCUUCUGUUUACCUGAAGCAGCUCCCACAAGUCAUAAGCUGAACAAGAAACUUGAUCACUGCUAAACUUUUUUUAAAGGUUGCUUGCUUUUGUUUGCCCAUGGUAGCAAUCACAGAGGAACUGUUGAUUGAUUAAUUCUAAUCCUCAAAAAAGACUCCUGCUUAUAGCAGCAACCAAGUAACUACAACUAGUCAAUUCUUUAAGGUAGAAUAAAACAAAUUUGUGUACUCUGAGAUGUACUCUGAGUAUGGUGCUGAGAAAUAUUUCUGACCAGGUGGUGCAAAGCAGUAGGAAAGGAAUGAAUAACCCCCAGUCUAUUUCAAAGCUGUGAAAAUGUGUAUAUUAUCUUAGAAAGUUGGGAAGAAUAAUUGAAAACCUGCCAUCUAUUUGGCUUGCUUGAUCAUAGCAUACAGCUGCUUAUUUGCAAAUUGUGUCUUUACAGUGUGGCUUUCAUUCAUUUAGUUGUUGGACUAUCUCCUGCUGGAAGAAUUCUUCUUGCUUUGGCAAUGCCUUUCACCUCUGAAAUGGCAUAAACCAGAGCACAUUAGGCAUGCUUGGUCUCACUGAUUAAGUUAGACUGAAAUAUGCCAGUUAUUUCAGGUAGCAUAAUCUUGCCUAAUUUUCUCUGGGUUUCUUUGCAUGUAUUCACAUAGGAUUUCUGUUGGCUUUGUUUUCGUUCAAAUUUUGAGCAAAUCUUAAAUAUGAGACUAAACACUAGCCUGCCACAAGACCUUGUUUUACUGCAACAUUAAUACUCAUCUGAUGAAUGAGAUGUAAGAUUGCUGUAGGCUUUAAACAACACAAAACACUGCCAGCUAUUGAGACAGUUCAGCUGCCAAAUGUUCCUUGUGAGGUUGGGGUUGGAGUUCAUUGUUCCCCCUUGAAAUAAUGUGCUGACAAGCAGGAUUCUAAUGACAAAAGGAGUCCACAAUUUUCAGUGUACAGUACAGGGAAACACCUAUGUGGAAAGCAAUAAGUUUUCUUCAAUUUGCACCUACUAACAAGUAUUUAUUGUACAAGGACAAUUUAUAUUUCUAUCAUUGCCCAUGAAUAAUGGUUGAAAUAUUUUUGAAUGAGAUGUUUGGGGUUUGUAUGUGCAUAAAGACUGUCUUUUGUACUGUAAGUUACUGUUUAAUUUGAUUAUCAAAACUGUCUCAUGUGCCUUUAUACUAAGGUUGUUUUUACAACUCCUCUUGAUUAGUAAUAAAAAAUACUUUAAGAAA